Molecule: messenger RNA, 1192 nt
Organism: Trichomycterus rosablanca
Lineage: Eukaryota; Metazoa; Chordata; Actinopteri; Siluriformes; Trichomycteridae
Product: zinc finger protein 431-like
Exons: 2
Coding region: 79-1041 (320 amino acids)
Biological process (GO): regulation of transcription by RNA polymerase II
Cellular component (GO): nucleoplasm
Molecular function (GO): DNA-binding transcription repressor activity, RNA polymerase II-specific; RNA polymerase II cis-regulatory region sequence-specific DNA binding
Source: RefSeq, a predicted model, not a curated record
ACAGCCUUAAAAAGAACAAGAACAUUUUGUUUUGUUAAAGCUGAACAUUUUAAAUCAUAAUAAUCCUCAAAUCUUAAAAUGCGCCGGCUUACCCCCAAAGAAAAGAAACUACAUGAGUGCUCACAUUGUCUGAAGACUUUUACCUCCCAGGGCAAACUGAGAGUACACCGGCGCGUUCACACGGGAGAGAAACCGUACGAGUGCACACAGUGUGAAAGGAGAUUCGCUCAACAGAUUCAUCUCCAGCAACACCAGCGCUUCCACACCGGAGAGAACCCGUAUCACUGCUCACUGUGCGGGAAGAGAUUUACCCGACAGAGCUGUCUCCAACAGCACCAGCGCAUUCACACAGGAGAGAACCCAUAUCACUGCUCUCAGUGUGGAAAGGGCUUUUCCAACCUGACACAUUUCCAAACACACGAGCGGACCCACACAGGAGAAAAACCCUUUCCAUGUUCACAGUGUAAAAGAGGUUUUUCUAACUAUGGGAAUCUCCAACGACACCAGCGCAUUCACACCGGGGAGAAACCAUAUGAGUGUUCACACUGUGGAAAGAGUUUUGCUCAGAAGAAUAAUCUCCAGCGACACCAGUUCAUCCACACUGGAGAGAAACCAUUCCAGUGCUCUCUGUGUGGGAAAAGAUUUACUGUACAUAGCAAUUUUCUUCAACACCAGCACAGUCACACUGGAGUAAAACCGUAUCAGUGCUCACAGUGUGAGAAAGGUUUUACUCAGAAGAGCGAUCUCAAGCGACACCAGCGCAUUCAUACAGGAGAAAAAACACACCAGUGCUUAAAGUGUGGGAAGAGUUUUUCCUCCCGCUGGAAUCUCCAGCAACACCAGCUUCAUCACAACGGAGUCAAACCAUACCAGUGCUCCCAGUGUGGAAAAUCUUUUACCUACCAGAGUAACCUGCAGCAGCAUCAGAGAAGUCACACCGGAGUAAAACCGUAUCAGUGCUCACAGUGUGAAAAGAGUUUCACUCGACGGAGUCGAUUACAGACCCACCAGCUCAUUCACACAGGAGAGAAGCUGUACUGAUGCUCACACCGUGUCCAGAUAUUUACUAUCAAAUUACAUUCAAGAGACUGAACCUUGAACCUUGAAUUUAUCAAAAUUAUGAAGUGUAUUUCAGAGUAAUAGUCAGAAGUUUUCAGAGAAGUUGUGACAUAUAAAAUGCAAUAAAAAGAAG